AAUUCCCAGCACGUGCAGCCGGUCCCAGCCCUGCUCCCUGCAUCCCCGUGCUUUUAUCCGGAGAGCCCUGACCCUGCCUCCUCUGUUUCAGGCGCCUCCGAGCCCGCUCCGCUGCCGUUCCCAGAGCUGCGCCUGGCCAACGGGCCCGGCCGCUGCCAGGGCCGCCUGGAGAUCCUGCACAACGGCACGUGGGGCACGGUGUGCGACGACGACUGGGACAUCGUGGACGCCAACGUGGUGUGCCGCCAGCUGGGCUGCGGCCACGCCAUCGCCCUGCCGGCGCCCAUGACCUUCGGGCAGGGCAGCGGGCCCAUCUUCCUGGACAACGUGGACUGCAAGGGCCGGGAGGCGGCGCUGAGCGAGUGCUGGAGCCACGGCUGGGGCAUCCACAACUGCUACCACUACGAGGACGUGGGCGUCGUGUGUAAUGAGCUCUUGCCCACGCCAGCAAGCGAAGGACCGACCAGCAGCACCGCCACGGCCUCGGGGCGCAGCGGGGAAGGUGACGGCAGCGUCCGGCUGGUGAGCGGGGCGGACACCUGCCGGGGCCGGGUGGAGAUCUUCCACGGGGGGAGCUGGGGCACGGUGUGCGACGACGACUGGGGUCUGAGCGACGCUGGGGUGGUCUGCAAGCAGCUGGGCUGCGGCCGGGCCCUGGAGGCCAAGAGCAACGCCUAUUUCGGCUACGGCACGGGGCGCAUCCUGCUGGACAACGUCAACUGCGAGGGCAGCGAGCCCGUCCUCGCCGCCUGCUACAGCCUCGGCUGGGGCAUCCACAACUGCGGCCACCACGAGGACGCCGGGGUCAUCUGCGCGGGGCUGGACACGUCCACCAUCACGUCCUUCACCACCUCGGUGGCCCUGGACUACCAGGAGACGCUCACCGCCACGGCCACAGCGGUGACAGACGGCCGCGAGCAGCCCACACCGGUGACCGAGGUGGCCACAAGCGCGCUGCUCACCUCCCCGAUGGAAAGUGCCGGCGUGCGGCUGGCGAACGGCAACGGGAGCUGCCGCGGGCGGGUGGAGGUGCGGCACGGCGGCACCUGGGGCACCGUCUGCGACGACGACUGGGACUUCCCCGACGCCCAGGUGGUGUGCCGCCAGCUGGGCUGCGGUGCCGCCAUCUCCGCCACCGUCCUCGGUUUUUUCGGGUUCGGCAGCGGGCCCGUGCUGCUGGACAACGUGGGGUGCGCCGGCGGCGAGGCGCGCCUGGCCGACUGCUUCCACCUGGGCUGGGGGCGGCACAACUGCGGCCACCACGAGGACGCCGGCGUCGUCUGUCGAGGUGCUGACGACUCGGGUGACCCUUCCCAAGAAGCCACCGUCACCGCCACCACGCCAGCCCCGACCCACCCUGAGGACGGCUCCUUGCGCCUGGUGAACGGCAGCCACCGGUGCGAGGGGCGCGUGGAGCUGUUCCACCUCUCGCAGUGGGGCACGGUGUGCGACGACGCCUGGGACCUGCGGGACGCCGAGGUGGUGUGCCGGCGGCUGGGCUGCGGGCACGCCGUGGCGGCCCCGGGGGAAGCGCCCUACGGCCGGGGGGCCGGCUACAUCUUCCUCGACAACCUCAAGUGCAAGGGCAGCGAGCCCUCGCUGCUGAGCUGCUCCCACAUCCGCUGGGACGUCCACAACUGCGACCACUCCGAGGACGCCGGCGCCGUCUGCAGCCUCCUAUGACCGCC
This is a messenger RNA of Anas platyrhynchos (mallard), 1688 nucleotides long. The record is from RefSeq and is a predicted model, not a curated record. NCBI's taxonomy places the organism in Eukaryota, Metazoa, Chordata, Aves, Anseriformes, Anatidae.